Molecule: messenger RNA, 1771 nt
Organism: Wasmannia auropunctata (little fire ant)
Lineage: Eukaryota; Metazoa; Arthropoda; Insecta; Hymenoptera; Formicidae
Gene: Cdc23
Product: cell division cycle protein 23 homolog
Exons: 7
Coding region: 25-1749 (574 amino acids)
Biological process (GO): cell division
Cellular component (GO): anaphase-promoting complex
Molecular function (GO): protein binding
Source: RefSeq, a predicted model, not a curated record
AACGUAACGUAGGAGCCGAGCAGAAUGCAGGAAGCCGUGAAGUUCAAUCUUAAGGAGGUUAAGUCGGACCUUCUGCAUGCGAUACACGAGUGUUCCCAGCGUGGUUUGUUACACACUACCAAAUGGUUAGCGGAAUUGAAUUAUUCGCUGAAGAACGUAGGGACAGAUGAUUUGACUGCGGAUACCAAGGUGCCGGAGGUCGGCGAGGCAGAGGAUGUUUAUACCCUGGCUAAAACGUACUUUGAUCUGAAGGAAUACGACAGAGCGGCGUAUUUCACGAUGGACUGUACGAGUCCCAAGAUCAGAUUUCUGCAUUUGUAUUCGCGUUACUUGUCAGGGGAGAAGAAGAAGAUAGACGAUAUGACGGACGUGCCGCCGGAUCCUUUGAAAAACGAGACUCUGAAGUACCUUUGCGCCGAUCUGAGAUCGGAUCAUCUGGCAUCGAAGCUGGACGGCUACGGGUUGUACCUUUUUGGCGUAACGUUGAAGAAGCUGCAGCUCACCAGAGAGGCGACAGACGUUUUGGUGGAGUCUAUUCACAAGGAGCCCAUGCAUUGGGGCGCAUGGCUAGAGCUGGCCGCGUUAAUCACGGACAGGGAGAAGCUGGAGAGCCUCCGCCUGCCGAAUCACUGGAUGAAAUAUUUCUUCAUGGCGCACAUGUACUUGGAGCUGCAGCUCAUAGACGAGGGCCUAGAUCUGUACUGCCAACUGCAAUUGAUGGGCUUCCAGAAAAACGGCUACGUCUUAGCUCAAACUGCAAUUGCAGUGCAUUACAGAAGAGAUGUUGAUAAGGCAAUAGAAAUUUUCAAAAGAAUCAUAGAUGAAGAUCCUUAUUGCCUUGAUAACAUGGAUACGUAUUCGAAUUUGCUUUAUGUGAAAGAAAUGAAAGUUGAAUUAGCAGAUCUGGCGCACAGAGCCACCGAGAUAGAUAAAUAUAGAUUGGAGACUUGUUGUAUAGUUGGAAAUUAUUACAGCUUAAGAGCUGAUCAUCAAAAGGCAGUGAUGUAUUUUCACAGGGCGUUAAAAAUGAAUCCGCAAUAUUUAUCAGCUUGGACGUUGUUAGGCCACGAAUUUAUGGAAAUGAAAAAUACCAAUGGCGCUAUCCACAGUUACAGACAGGCGAUUGAGGUGAACAGACGAGACUAUAGAGCGUGGUACGGCUUGGGUCAGACGUACGAAAUCUUGAAAAUGCCGUUUUAUGGACUGUAUUAUUAUAAACAAGCUCAGCUCUUAAGGCCCCACGACAGUAGAAUGGUUCUAGCUCUGGGCGAAGCAUACGAGAAGCAGGAUAAAAUUCAAGAUGCACUCAAAUGUUAUUACAAGGCAUGCAAUGUGGGCGACAUAGAAGGAAUGGCACUCUUAAAAUUGGCAACGCUGUACGAAAAAUUAGGAGAACAUGAUCACGCAGCGGCGGCUUACACAGAUUUUGUGGUGGACGAAUCUCGAAGUGUCGACAGAACAGAGCUAAGUCACGCGUAUAAAUAUCUUACACAGUAUCACUUAAAGAAGGAACAAUUGGAUCAAUCUAAUCACUAUGCACAGAAAUGCCUUCAGUUUGACGAAACGAAAGAGGAAGCAAAGGUGCUAUUGAGAACUAUCGCUGAAAAAAGAACUAAAGUAGAAGAAACCUCUAUGGUGGUGGAUGAUAUGAACGAAACAGAUCCUGUAAUUGAGCAAAGAGCGCGAACGGAUGCAACACCGGGAAGUCAACUAUCACCGAUGAAUCUUUCGUUCACACCCACGCCAUAAACAAAACAAAUAUUUUUCGUAU